Messenger RNA from Ixodes scapularis (black-legged tick), 6485 nucleotides. RefSeq lists its product as uncharacterized. Lineage: Eukaryota; Metazoa; Arthropoda; Arachnida; Ixodida; Ixodidae. The record is from RefSeq and is a predicted model, not a curated record. Gene Ontology annotation, molecular function: catalytic activity; nucleic acid binding.
AUGGCUUCGUCAACGCCAGAAACCUCCCUAACUGACAUGGAAACUACCACGGCAGAAGAUUCCACCAAUACCCGUAGCGACGGCUGGUUCACAGCCUACUACCGCGGGCACAAGUUGAGAGCGAUUUCAACCGCUGAAGUGGAUCUCACCACCGGCAAUCCCCUACAGCCCAGCCCACCGAUACCCCGUCCACAGAAAAAACCUCAGCGCCUACCCCCGCUGCCGAGGGGAGAAUUCAAAGUCGUCAUGCGCCCGCGAGACGGCCUCAACCUCUCCAAUUGGAAACCGUACCAGGUUGCCCAACACAUCAGCACGGAGGCUAAGAUCACCAUCGAGGAACUACACGCUGCAACCAAACUCCAACUCAAUCACGACCGCAACAUCGUGAUAGUAAGCACGGCCCACAUAGAGGUCGUUCAAGCCAUCACCCAGAUCCACCACCUACGACUUGGCGGGAAGGACUACCCAACAUACACGUACGUGGCCUCCCCGGACAACUCCAUCAAAGGGGUAGUCCACGACAUCGAACCGGGGUCCAGCCCCGAAAAACUCCUCCAUCACCUAGAGGCCCCAGGAUACAGGAUCCUGCAUGCCCGUCUACUGGGCAACACUGGCACGGCCCUCGUCACGUUUGAGGGACGCAAAAUCCCCCCGUACGUCCAGUACCAGAGCGCGCUUCAGCGCUGCUUCCCCUACCGGCCCAUCAGACAGGUUUGCACUAAAUGUCUGGUGGCGGGGCAUCGGGCCGACGUCUGCCCCACGCCGCACAUAAAAAUAUGCCUCAAGUGUGCAGUACCCAACCCCCCAACCGACCAUGUGUGCGCCCCGAAGUGCACCCAGUGCCACGGCGACCAUCCCACCAAUGAUACAAGCUGUCCGCAGCGGUUUGCCAAACCCCGAGCAACUCAGCGCGUCAGCCGCCCAAAAACAAUCUGCCACACCCUUAAAGAGGUUACAGAUAACAUCCGCGCCCACAACCAAAAAUUCGACCAAAUCCAGGCCGACAUUCAUGACUUAAAAGAAGCCAACCGGGAUUUCUACACCACCCGCAAAAAUAGGAAACGCGCUGCUCUUGCGCAGCACAUUGCCCAUCAGAAAUUCCCUCCAGAAGUGCUUGCCCUGCAGGAAACUGGUAUCAUCCCCACCCUAGCAGGCUACCAAGCCUUUACCUCCCCAGACCAUCCGCAGGUGGCCACGCUAAUUGCUAACCACAUCACGGCUAAGCAACACACCAUUGCGGGGACCUCAAUUGGACACGUUCUAGUUGAACUCCUCCCCACGCGCAGGCAUUCCCCCAGUCUUUUCGUACUUAAUAUAUACAGCCCUCCCAGUCACCGUAAAGACGCAUUUGAACGCAUAUUCUCGAGUGCUUUAACCUUAUCCCAACAAAAUCUUCUCAUUGUUGGCGAUUUCAACGCCCCACAUCAGGCUUGGGGCUAUCCCAAGGCCACGGCCAAGGGAAAUCGGCUAUACGAAACGAUAUGUCAACAUCAGCUCACCACCCUUACCGAUCCCUCUUGCCCGACGCGAACAGGCAACAGCAUCACAAGGGACACUUGUCCCGAUCUCGCCUUCGUAAAAUUCACCCCUCACGCGGAAUGGACGAACACAGAGGAAACCCUCGGGAGUGAUCAUUCCAUAAUUGAAAUUGAAAUCGCUCUCAAUUCGCAAAGAAAAGCCCUUCGGAAGCAGGCGCUUACUGACUGGGACGCCUUCCGAAAAGCGCGAAAGGACAAAAACUCCCCCUCACCUCCAGACUUCGAAUCUUGGCUCCAGCAACUAUGCGUGGACGCUAAAGAACACACAAAAUUACUUACCCUCACCCCAGAUACCCCAGCAGUAGAUCCAUACCUUCUCCAUCUCUGGGAGGCCAGGCGAGGCCUCCUUAAACGAUGGCGCCGCCAAAGGCUUAACCGCAAACUUAAAUUAAAAAUUGCUACACUGACAGAGGAGGCGUUCCAAUAUGCCUCCAAAUUAGCGCAAUCCAACUGGCACCAGGUGUGUGACAGGUUUCAGGGCACGUUGAGCACCGCGCGCACGUGGUCCUUCCUGCGGCACCUGCUCGAUCCCACCAAAGGCAAACGGCACUCAAGCCAGAUGCUCCGUAAAAUAAUCCACGAUCACCCCGGCACGAACGCUGAUAUUCUUCGGGACCUCACCGAGAGAUACAUUGGCCCAGCGAUCAACACAGACUACCCCAACUACAGGGGGUCCGCCAAUCCCGACCUGGACAGACCUUUCACGACAACGGAGAUCACCCAUGCUGUGCUUACCCUCACGAGAAACACGGCCCCUGGUAAAGAUGGAAUCCAGAACCGCCUCCUUCGCAACCUCGAUCCUGACUCUCUUGAAGACCUCACCACGUACUUCAACCAGAUCUGGGAAACCCACAAACUCCCGGAAGACUGGAAACAUGCUGAGAUUGUUCUAAUCCCAAAGCCCGGCAAACCACCCAGCCUGAACAACCUACGGCCUAUCUCCCUUACAUCAUGUCUCGGGAAACUGUUCGAGCACGUUGUGCUUAACCGUCUACAGCCCUUCCUCGAAGACACAGAAGCCUUCCCACACACCAUGUUUGGAUUCAGAGCCCACCUGUCCGCUCAAGACGUGCUUCUACAACUCAAAGAAGACCUCAUAGAUAAUAUAUCCUCCUGCAGCACCCAAGCUCUCCUCGCUCUAGACAUUAAAGGAGCUUUCGAUAACGUCAGCCACACCCUAAUUCUUCAGAACCUAGCCUCCACAGACUGCGGAGAGAAGAGUUACAACUACAUAUGUAACUUCCUUCGCAACCGCACAGCGACCAUUGGCAUAGAUUCCAUCCGAACGGACCCUCUACCCGUCCCCAACAAGGGCACCCCACAGGGCUCCGUUCUCUCCCCCACACUGUUCAAUCUGGCCAUGCGCAAGCUGCCCGAACAGUUGGAGGAAAUCCCGCACAUCAGACACACCCUAUACGCAGACGAUCUCACCAUUUGGACCACCUCGGGGUCGGAGGGCUCCAAACAAGACGCACUACAAACCGCGGUAGACACCGUCCAACGAUAUCUUACUUCGGGCAACUUGCAAUGCUCGGCCGAGAAAUCAGAGCUACUCCUCCUGCAUCGCCGAAACAAGCGGCACCCCGACCAGAAUAGCAAUAUCGAACUCUACCUCGAUGGCAGCAUCCCCAUCCCGACGGUGCCAAGGCUCCGGGUACUUGGCCUCCAUCUGCAGGCAGACGGUAGGGCAAACUACACCAUACAAACCCUCCAAAAAACAGUCACCCAAAUCAUGCGCAUGGUGGGACGCAUCACAAACCGCAAACACGGGCUCAAGGAGACCGACGUGAUCCAGCUCACCCAGGCUCUCAUCACCAGCCGCAUCACCUAUUCCAUCCCAUACCUCAACUUAAACCAGGGUGAGAAGAACAGAAUAAAUAUCCUUAUCCGCAAAGCCUUCAAGAUUGCUCUGGGCCUGCCACUUUACGCCGCCACAGAUAAGCUCCUAGCCAUGGGCGUACAUAACACCCUUCAAGAGCUCAUACAGGCACACCUAGCCAGCCAGCAAGAACGGCUGGCCCUCACCCCCACCGGCCGCACAGUCCUCCAUAACUUACACUUCCCGAUACCCAGCUCGGUGCGGAACACGGUUCGCCUACCAACGGCCAUACGAGACCACAUUCAAGUGGCCCCGAUCCCCAAGAACAUGCAUCCCAUCCUUCACUCCGGCCGCCGCAUUGCCCGAGCUCGGGCCCUCCAACACAAAUAUAGCAGCAAGGCAGACACCCGUUUUACUGACGCUGCCAUGUACUCGGAUCAACCAGCGGCCGCAGUCAGCGUGAUAGACCACGAUCUAAAGACGGUAGUUACGGCCUCCAUCCGCACUAUCAAUCCAGUGGAGGCAGAAGAAACGGCCAUCGCCCUGGCAAUCGCCUCCGGCAAGGAAUACCUCAAUAUCCUCUCCGAUUCCCAAACCGCCCUGCGACGAUUCCGAGCGGGCAGGAUCUCACCAUGCGCUCUGCGCAUCUUAACAGACCUCAAAACCCCGCUUCCAGAAACGACGCUUAUCUGGACUCCUGGCCAUGAAUCUGUAGAUGGAAAUCGGCAAGCCCAUGCCGUAGCCCGAGCCUGUACACACCGGGUGCCACAAACAGAGGACCACAACACAAUUCUCAAAUUUAUUCCCGUAAGGUCGGACGGGUGUAUUCAGUUCAACUCUGCCAGCUGGACUGCCAACUACAGAGUCAUGCAGAUAGCACGCAGUGAGCUCUCGCAGGAAAUCCUUGUCAUGCAGAGGUCACUUCCCGGUCUCAUGACGGGCAUCUUCGGUGCCCGCUUUACAGUUCACCCUUCGUACAUAUUUCUAACCAAGUCAGGACAAGACCUCCUGGAUUCAUCUUGGAAGUUCGUAAUUGCGACUGCAUCCACAGAAAAACGAGCGAACCAGUGUCCCAAGCUUCAGCCUCCGCUAAAUCUCUCGGGCUCGAAACUAUCACCGCUAGCCGAGGCGCUGCUCUCAAAGGGACCCAAAUUCGCUCCGCCUGUCACACCGUCAAGAGUGGAUCAGCUCGCAGCGGUACACCAGAUCGCGUCGAGAAUUCCGGAGCCUGCCCGACAAGAGUUCCUCGGCGUUGGUUCCCGUUUGGUGUGCAUGCAUGGAGCAGCCCACCCAACCAAACCAGAAUUCCCCCAAGUGGUGAAUGAACUCAGGGGGUCUGACCUGAGGCUUUUGGAGGCAGACAAGACAGGAGUGUUUGUGGUUAUGAACGAGUCUAACUUCGGUGAAAAGGUUGAACUCGCCAUCAAGAAAAACUUCGUCCUCGUUAACAAAAGACCGUCCGGCACCCUCCGUUCGGAAGUCAAAGACAUCUGCAGGUCGAACAACCUUUCGUCGCUUCUCACGAGAGUGUCGGACCCUGCGAACCAGUAUCUAAAAGUUUUUUUCACUGCCAAGACCCACAAACCGGAGAUCCCGCUAAGGAGCAUCGUAUCAGAAAAUGGAUGCUGGCAGAAGCCUCUGGCUCUCUACCUGCAGAAGCACCUGGCAGCCGUCCCCCUGGACCAGCCUUUCCGCGUGGGCAGCUCUCAGGAACUCCUCCCAGCCCUCCAGCUUCUCCACACAUCAGGCCCAGGUACCACUUUCUUCUCCCUAGACAUCACCGACAUGUACUACAGCCUCGACUUCAACAUCCUCCUGGAUGCGGUAGAAAAAGCCAUCACCACACAGGGUAUCGUCAAAUUCCAAAACUCUUCCGGCAUCCCCCUCAGCGCGUUUCUGCAAUUAAUCAGGGUAUAUCUUCGGUCGGCCAUGGUGGAGCAUGACGGGAAAAUAUAUUUACAAAAAUCGGGUGUCUGCAUCGGGUCCUGCCUGGCACCUUCGCUCAGCGAAGUCUACCUUUCCUUCGUGGAUCAGGCCGUGAAGGAGCAACUGGAGAGCGUCGCCCCAGGAACCCAGGUGUUCAGAUAUGUGGAUGACUAUCUGGUGCUCCACGACUCCGGCGCGCCCACCGCCGCCAUCCAGAAGGCCUUCACGGAUAACGCCAAUGGCCUGAGCUUCACCAGGGAGGACCCCUCGGCGGAGGGUCUCCAGUUCCUGGACGUACGCCUUGUGGCCACCCAGGGAGGCACUUGCUGGCGCUUCCAGCAGCGGACGCAGAAGCCGGUGCUACCAUUUACUAGCCACCAUUCAAAGACAGUAAAAGCAGGCAUCGCAAAAAGUCUCAUCUCCUCCACCCGCACAAAGUCCUGUCAACACCUCUCCUCAUCUAGCCUGGAGGGACAGCUCAGCCGCCUCACAAACGCCGGAUACCCGCGCGACCUGCCGGCCUCCACGCUCAGAAAACUAAUAGUUGAAAAAGCCACCGCUCGGAAGCCUGCCCGGCAGAGGUAUACAACCAUCCCCUAUUUCCACAACACUGCCCACCGACUAAAAACAGUGGCUCGACGUUUCGACAUGGACGUUGCGUUUUCGUGCCCCUUCAAGUUGAGCGCCAUGUGCCGCCUGGUAAACUCUCCCCCUCCUCCCAAGAUCAGCUGCGCCAACAGGCAUGCGGCCCCCUUUGUUCCCUGCGCGGUCGGACGGGCGUAUUCAGUGCCCUUCUCGUGCGGCGCAGAGUACAUCGGACAGACGGGCCGCUGCCUCAACGACCGCCUGCGCGAACAUGAGAGAGAAAUCGGGAAAAACGACGAAGACUCCCAACACCCCAUGGUCCAUCACCUCAAGGCUUGCGCUCCAUGUGCCCCCGAGUUCCCGUCCGCGCGUGUUCUGGGGGCCAACAAGAACCGCUACGGGCGCGAGAUCGUGGAGGCGUUCGCCAUAAAAGAGGCGCCGAGGAACAUUUCCUCGGCCUCGUUGUCGCUGUCCGAGAGAGAGGCGACAUUCCUGAGACCGGAGUUGACGGCCUUGGUGGGCCGGGCGAGCGCCCCUUGCUCCUGAGAGGGAAAUCGGGAUGCUUCCUUCCUUCCUCUCCUUUCCGCUGUCUCUGCGCUUUACUUUCCCCCAGUUUU